CAAACUCCAAUUGUGAGCUUGGAAGAGGUGAUAGAAUUAGUGGUUGGAAACCACAACCAAUUCUUAGCCUCAAAGAUGUUCACAUCAUUCAGAUAGCAAGUGGUGGAUAUCACUCUCUUGCUUUAACAGAUGAAGGUAAAGUCCUUUCUUGGGGUCAUGGUGGAUUUGGACAGUUGGGUCAUUCUUCUAUUCAAAACCAGAAAUUUCCUGCUCUUAUUGAGGCUUUAGCUGACGUGAGGAUAACCAAUAUUGCUUGUGGAGGAUCAUCAUCAGCAGCCAUAACCGACAAAGGGAAGCUUUACAUGUGGGGAAAUGCCAAGGAUUGUCAAUUAGGGGUUCCUGGGCUGCCAGAGGUGCAGCCAUCUCCUGUUGAAGUUAAGUUUCUCAUGGAAGAUGACGGAUUGGGGAUCUACAAUGUGCUGUCUGUAGCAAUUGGGGCUUCUCAUGCCAUAUGUCUGGUCUCGAGGUGAAGUUGCCAAAAGGUUGACAGAGGCUGUCCAAAUCACAAAUGCUUCCCGUUUGAUAGGAGAUCUAAAUGUUGUACAAUAUAUGUUUGCAUGGUUGCAUUGCUGUAUCUCUUUCCCUACACUGUCACGGAUCUCUCUUUUUCUCAUGGAGAGUUGAGACUAGUGACAUGAGAUGACGUUUGAGAGGAAUAAUCCAGUCGGUUUGAUGUCCUGACACACGGUAUACGAAAACAAUUUUUUGUCUUAGCUGCUGAGUGUCGGAGUUCUUACUGUUGGUAAAAUGUUUUAUGGUUCUUUUUUUUUUCCUUUCCUUUUUACUGCUAUUCAUUGGAAUUUUUCUAUUUUUUGAGAUUUCCACUGUCUAUCAUUUUUGUAAAUUGCUAACAAAUCGACCCACCGACAUAAAGAGCUGCUAACACUGUUUACUCCAUGCUUAGUGUCUUAGGCUAGUGAUAGUUAGAAUGGCUUUUAGAUCUGCCACUGGAUUAGAUGCUGAUCGAAUUGUAUUAUGCCUUGAUCCAAAUUCCAUUAAAUUUUACUUUAU
Molecule: messenger RNA, 1011 nt
Organism: Ilex paraguariensis (yerba mate)
Lineage: Eukaryota; Viridiplantae; Streptophyta; Magnoliopsida; Aquifoliales; Aquifoliaceae
Source: the annotation of a GenBank genome assembly